Molecule: messenger RNA, 1044 nt
Organism: Trematosphaeria pertusa
Lineage: Eukaryota; Fungi; Ascomycota; Dothideomycetes; Pleosporales; Trematosphaeriaceae
Product: HisG-domain-containing protein
Exons: 3
Coding region: 1-1044 (347 amino acids)
Biological process (GO): L-histidine biosynthetic process
Cellular component (GO): cytoplasm
Molecular function (GO): magnesium ion binding; ATP phosphoribosyltransferase activity
Source: RefSeq, a predicted model, not a curated record
AUGGAGUUCACGAAUGGCGUCGAUGGUGUGGAGGAAGCGGAAGGCAUUGUGCAAAGGGCGCGCACGUGGAGCCGGAGUCUUCCUUUCUUGACUGACGUUCUGGGGAAUAGUUUAAAUGAUCGGUUACUGUUCGCGGUGCCAAAGAAGGGCCGCCUCCACCAAGCCUGCUUGGACCUUCUCCAUGGCUCAGACAUACAAUUCCACCGCCACUCACGGCUCGACAUUGCCCUCGUCAAGAACCACCCGCUCGCCCUAGUAUUUCUCCCCGCCGCCGAUAUCCCUACGUUCGUUGGCGAGGGACGAGUCGAUCUGGGCAUAACCGGGCGAGACCAAGUCGCCGAGCAUGAAUGCAUAGUGCCCCCGACAGAGAUGACGGGAGUAGUGGAGGUCAUGGAUCUCGGAUUUGGCAAAUGCAGUCUGCAAGUCCAGGUGCCACAGAAGGGGGAGUUGGCGAAUCCAGACGAUCUGAUCGGAAAGAACAUCGUGACGAGCUUCACAAAUCUGGCAGAACAGUACUUCAGGAGAUUAGAAGCAGCGCAAGCGGGAAAUGCUACAAAUGGCGAGGCAACCGGAGGAGCGAAGAUGAAGACGAAUAUCAAGUUUGUUGGUGGCAGCGUGGAAGCCGCAUGCGCGCUCGGUGUUGCAGACGGCAUUGUCGACCUUGUUGAAUCUGGCGAGACAAUGCGUGCUGCUGGACUGAAGGCGAUUUCAACAGUUAUCGACUCGAGCGCUAUCCUCAUCAAGUCAAAACACCCGUCGGAUCCCAAGCUUGUUGACCUCAUUACCGCAAGGCUCAGGGGUGUCAUAACUGCACAAAAGUAUGUCCUCUGCACAUAUAACAUCGAGCGGCCCAAGCUCGAAGCCGCCUGCAAGAUCGCUCCCGGAAAGCGCGCCGCUACAAUCAACGCGCUGGAAGAGGACGGCUGGGUCGCUGUCCAGGUCAUGGUCGAACGGAAAGAGAUCGCCGUUGUAAUGGAUAGGCUUACCGAAGCCGGAGCCUGCGACAUUUUGGUGAUGAAGAUCGAGAACUCUAGAACAGCGUAA